Diatraea saccharalis (sugarcane borer) is the source of this 540-nucleotide messenger RNA. The record is from the annotation of a GenBank genome assembly. NCBI's taxonomy places the organism in Eukaryota, Metazoa, Arthropoda, Insecta, Lepidoptera, Crambidae.
AUGGCGGUGACAACCGCGGCGCGAGUGGUUCAUACGAAUUUAAGCAUUUCUAUCAAGUCGCGCGAGUCGCUGAACGCGAGAGUGUUGAAAUUGUGUUGCGCGAGUGUUGAACUGAUGACUAAGACGCUAAUCGCUUUGGCGAUGAUGUUUACAUACCCGCUGCAGUUUUACGUGCCUGUGCGUAUCACGUGGCCGGCGUUGCGUUCUCGGUGCGGUGGUCGCGCGUUGGUCGCCAAGGAGCUCGGUUACCGUGCGCUACUGGUUUUGCUUACUUUCAUCCUAGCCGAGUCGAUCCCUCAACUGGGUCUAUUCAUAUCGUUGGUUGGCGCAGUGAGCAGUACGGCGCUGGCUCUGGUGUUCCCGCCUCUUAUCGAGCUGGUGAUGACGUCACAGAAGGCCGGAGGAGUCCACCCGCUCACCGUAGCCAAGGACAUAGUCAUUAUUUUACUUGGCCUGUUCAUCUUCGUCACUGGCACUUACGAAAGUGUAGCUUCAAUAGUAAGAGCUUUUAAGCAGUAAGCAGUAGGUUUGAUUUCACAU